Molecule: messenger RNA, 1885 nt
Organism: Amaranthus tricolor (Joseph's coat)
Lineage: Eukaryota; Viridiplantae; Streptophyta; Magnoliopsida; Caryophyllales; Amaranthaceae
Product: cyclin-L1-1
Exons: 9
Coding region: 296-1654 (452 amino acids)
Biological process (GO): regulation of transcription by RNA polymerase II
Cellular component (GO): nucleus
Molecular function (GO): DNA binding; cyclin-dependent protein serine/threonine kinase regulator activity
Source: RefSeq, a predicted model, not a curated record
CCGUUCCCAACCAUACGAUGGCGGAUGGCCAAGACUUCUUUUUUAUGAGUAUCAUUUUACCAUACUAGGAUCUACUUGGAAGUUGUAAAACCUAAUCUCCCUUGUUUCCCUAAUUAUCUUAAUUCUUAACCAAGUUCCCAAUCCUGCUCAUUGAACUCACCGAAGUCUAAAAUCGAAAACCUUUUUCCAUCGUUGCUAGAAAUUGGUACUGGAUCAAAAUUCUGCAAAAAUUGAAUUUCCGUGGUAAUUUGUAAAGUCAUUAUUUCAUCUGAGUUGUGUUGAAGCCUUGAAGAAGAUGAUUUACACAGCAUUAGACACAUUUUACUUGAGUGAUGAGCAGCUUCAAAACUCACCUUCAAGGAAAGAUAAACUCGACGAGGAAACCGAAACUACUCUCAGAAUAUAUGGCUGUGAUCUCAUCCAAGAAAGCGGCAUUCUUCUUAAAUUACCACAAGCUGUAAUGGCGACUGGCCAGGUUUUAUUGCAUCGAUUUUACUGCAAGAAAUCAUUUGUUCGCUUUAAUGUGAAGAGAGUGGCAGCGAGUUGUGUUUGGCUGGCAUCAAAACUCGAGGAGAGUCCGAGGAAGGCCAGACAAGUCCUUAUUGUCUUCCAUCGAAUGGAAUGUCGAAGGGAAAAUUUGCCUAUUGAGCAUUUGGAUCUUUGUUCUAAAAAAUAUUCUGAGUUAAAGAUGGACUUGAUAAGGACAGAAAGACAUCUCCUGAAAGAGAUGGGUUUCAUUUGUCAUGUUGAGCAUCCUCAUAAAUUCAUAUCAAACUACCUAGCUACCCUCGGGACACCUCCGGAGCUUAGACAAGAGGCAUGGAAUCUUGCAAAUGACAGUUUGCGCACUACUCUUUGUGUUCAAUUUAAAAGUGAGGUGGUUGCAUGUGGUGUUGUCUAUGCUGCUGCUAGAAGGUUUGGAGUGCCCCUUCCGGAGAAUCCACCAUGGUGGAAGGUUUUCGAUGCGGACAAAGUUGGGAUAGAUGAAGUCUGUAAGGUUCUGGCUCAUCUUUAUAGUCGUCCCAAAGCUCAGUAUAUACCUGUCUGUAAGGAGGAGGUUUCUUUCACAUCAUCCAACAAGAGUUGGGAUUCACAGACUACAGCAGUUCCUAAUGAAGGUACGCUAAAUACACCAUUGACUAGCGGUGAUGCUAGUGUCACAAGGAUGGGUUCCAGUGUUGCAAAUGUGGACUCUGGUGGAUCCAAAGACACACUUGUAAUACAAGCUGUAGACAAGCUAAAGGAGUCUAAGAAAAGUGAUGAAGAGUCCAAGGAUACGGCGACAGAUGUGGAGAAGGAGGAUUCCAUGGCUAAGUCGAAACCUGAACUCAAAAUAGAAACAAAUGACCGUAGCAGAAAUAGGGACAGGGAAAAGGAUAGGGUUAGGGAUAGGGAACGAGCAAGAGAUAGAGACAGGGAAAAGCACAAGUCCAGGGAUCGUGAGAGGGCAAGGGAUUCUGACAGGGAAAGGGAACGAGAUGAUUCUGAAUGGGAGAUGGGGAAGGAGAGAAGCCAUCGUUCCAGGGAUAAAGGUAAGGAUUCAGGAGGGCAUUCAGACAAAACAAGGCGGCAUUCUUCUCGAGAACUAGACCGCGACUAUCACGAUUAUGCAGUCCGAGAUAAAGAUCGCUACAGACAUCACAUGAAACAAUAGUUUCGAGCUCUCCAAUUUUGUAUUAUCAACCUGUAUAACGGAAAUUUAAUGCUAAAUUUAGGGUUGAUAUUUGUAAAAAAUAGAUAGAAUAUGACCUAUUUAAACCUUUCAUACAUGAGGAUAUGCCUUAUACGAUAAUUUUUUUUUUGUCGACACUUUUAGAAAUACUCUCAUUAUUUGGAUCAAUUUUUCUAAAAGUAUAUAUUAUAGACUUGAAUAUUACUCCCUCCA